GAGAAAGAGAAAGAGAGAGGGAGGGAGGGAGCGGGGCGGGCGUGCUCGGAGGAGAGCCGGCGGUACCAGCACCCACAUCAGGCGGUGGACAGCCAGAAGCAAGCCCUCUUCCCGCCGCCCCCCCUCCCCCGGGUCCGGUGGAGGGACCCCCCGCCCAGGUCCCCGGAGGAGCCGCUCCAGAAGCCCAAGGCAAUGAAAACCUAGCUGGGUGCUGAGUGAUGGAGCGCUUUAUUGACUCAGGGACGCAGACAGAGGCUGUGGUGGUGCUUUCCUUGGCGCAGGCGGCAGUGUUGGGUCUGGUCUCAGAGAAUGAGCUCUUUGGUGCUACCAUAAGCCCUGAGGCCUUCUACCCGAUGUUGGGACAUGAGCUCUCCGACACGGCCGCUGUAGAACCAGAGCCCCCGGACAAUGACUACCAGCUGGAGUGUGCGGGGGGAGCGCCAGGAGAGCCCCCAGAGGAGGAGGUGCUAGAGGUUGAGGCAGCAUUUGAGAAACACACCCGGAGGAAGAAACGUCCUCCAGUGAGACUGGUGCCCAAAGUCAAGUUUGAGAAGAUGGAUGAGGAGGAGGAGGAGGAAGACGUAUAUGAAGUGUCUGUGCCAGCUGAUGACAGGCAGGAGGCUCCGGGAGAACCCACAGAGGAGGCCAGCUGCGAAGGCAUGGUACAGAACAGCUCUGUCAAGAUGAUCGACCUCAGCACCUUCGGCCGAAAGUCCCGGCAUUCCCGGCACCUGCAGCGGGCUCCCCGGCAAGAGCUGGAUGGGGCAGCGUAUAACGCCCACUUUCCAGAUUCCACUCCAGAUGGCUACACUGAACCUACUAUGGUGCUGACCCGGGCUGGGUCUGAAGCCAUGCAUCCAGAGUGCGGAUUUGAGCCCCACAUGACCUCAUUGAGUGAUGCCGAGGCGCCUGCUCCCGAAUCUCCGGAGCCCGUGAAGAAUGAUCAGGGCUUUGUGUGGCAGGACCCCGGGGAGUUCGAGGCAGACCCCUCCGGCUCCACUGCAGAUCACCACAAGAAAGCCCAGCUGGACCGGCUGGAUAUCAAUGUCCAGAUCGACGACUCCUACCUGGUGGAGGCAGGCGACCGGCAGAAGCGUUGGCAGUGCCGCAUGUGCGAAAAGUCCUACACCUCCAAGUACAACCUGGUGACCCACAUCCUGGGCCACAACGGCAUCAAGCCCCACUCGUGCCCGCACUGCAGCAAGCUCUUCAAGCAGCCCAGCCACCUGCAGACCCACCUGCUGACCCACCAGGGCACCCGGCCCCACAAGUGCGAGGUGUGCCACAAGGCCUUUACUCAGACCAGCCACCUCAAACGGCACAUGCUGCUGCACACCGACAUCAAGCCCUACAGCUGUCACUUCUGUGGCAGGGGCUUUGCCUACCCCAGCGAGCUGAAGGCGCACGAGGUCAAGCACGAGAAUGGGCGCUGCCACGUGUGUGUCGAGUGUGGCCUGGACUUCUCCACCCUGACCCAGCUCAAGCGGCACCUGUCCACCCACCAGGGCCCCACCCUCUACCAGUGCCUGGAGUGCAACAAGUCUUUCCACUACCGGAGCCAACUGCAGAACCACAUGCUGAAGCACCAGAACGUGAGGCCCUUUGUCUGCACAGAGUGCGGCAUGGAGUUCAGCCAGAUCCAUCACCUCAAACAGCACUCGCUCACCCACAAGGGAGUAAAAGAGUUCAAGUGUGAGGUGUGUGGCCGAGAAUUCACCCUGCAAGCCAACAUGAAGCGGCACAUGCUCAUCCACACCAGCGUCCGGCCAUACCAGUGCCACAUCUGCUUUAAGACCUUUGUUCAGAAGCAGACCCUCAAGACCCACAUGAUUGUGCAUUCCCCUGUGAAGCCCUUCAAAUGCAAGGUCUGUGGGAAAUCCUUCAACCGUAUGUAUAACCUGCUGGGCCACAUGCACCUACAUGCUGGCAGCAAGCCCUUCAAGUGUCCCUACUGCUCCAGCAAGUUCAACUUGAAGGGCAACCUCAGUAGGCACAUGAAGGUCAAACAUGGGGUCAUGGACAUCGGCCUGGAUAGCCAAGAUCCCAUGAUGGAGCUGACGGGUGCAGACCAUGCAGAGCUAGAUGGUCCACAGGAGAUGGAGGACUACGAAGAAAACUCCUUUGACUAUACUGGGGUGGAGAACAGCGCUGAUGACAAUGCACUGACUGAGCAGGCCAUGAAGGAGAUGGCCUACUACAAUGUAUUAUAGCUGUGAGUGAGGGUGCUGGCUCCCCAAGGCAUGCUCCCAUGAAGAGGGGAGAGGCACACUGGGGAAAGGGAGGAGGGAGAGAGAGAGAGAAAGAAAGAGAGAGAAGGAAAAAUUAUCUGGACUUGAUGCUGUUCAAGAAAACAAGCUACUGUCCCACUGCUCUGAGCCCCUCCCACUCCCCUGUAGUUCAUUGAACCAUUAGGAAAAAUUGAUUUAGACCAAAUGGAGAUCUUGCCACUGGGUCCCAGCUGUGAACAUGACUUGGAUUCCCAGGCUAUCUCAAUGAAGGAUGAAAAGUGGGAGUGGAAGGGGCCAAAGUCAGGGCUUCCCUGGCUCCAGCCCCCUUCGCCUGGAUGAAGUAAAGUACAGGGAAGAGACAGGAGAAACACCUUCAGGUCAGAGACAGCAUGGGGUGGGGGGAGCUGGGGGCUGAGUCACCCAAGAAGAGCAGGGAGGGCUGCCGCCUUGGUGUCCGGAGCCUCUCCCCUGUGACCUGCAUCUCCGGCCGAGUGAGGCUUUGGCAGCUAAAACGCCGGGCUGCUCGGGGCAGGGGGCUGUUCUGGUGAGGUCUCACCCUGUCGGUCUCCGCUCAGGCUAUCUUGAAAUCCCCAAACACUGGAGGAGGAGAUCAUCUGAGCCACACGUUGUAUCUCUUCUAAACCUACCCCCUGGUUUUGGGCCGCUUUGUCUUUUGUGCAGUACAACUCUGCCCCACACUUGGUUCCACUGCCCCAUGGAAGGAGGGCCUCGAGAAGGGAGCUAAGUCCUUUAACCUUUGGGCCCAGGGGCCUCAUUUCCCCAAGUGCACUACAUGAAUAAAGAGUUGACCCAGCCUCUCUGGACAACAGACUCGACUCCCCCAGACCAGGGGAGAGAGGUGGGAGCAAUGUCAGAGCACCAUGGCAUUCCUUGUAUUCUACCUCCUGGCUCCUCCCCAGGCCUCAUACUGGGGAGCACAGCCCAUCCAGGCACAUUCAACAUGUAGAUUUUUACCUGCAGGAAAAUCAGACUGUAGGAAAAUGGAAUGUAUUCCUGGCCUUCCGAAGUCACUCCCUCUCCCGUGGGAUGCAUCAACCCCUCCUAACCAGCAUGCCUCUUGUCAGGUCCCUUCACUCCAUGGCACUGCUUGGAAAAAACACCAGGAGAAGUGGUUUUCAUAUUGGUGUCCAUAAGGGGUCGUGGUUUUUUAUUUAUUUAAAAAAAAAGUGGUUCACGGCAGACAUGUGCCCUAUGAUCUUGAGGCCCCCAAAGGCUCCUGGUAACUCAAACAAAGCAGGUUUGCCUUAUCAAGUUUGAAAAUCACUGACCUAGAGGAAGAGAAGUGGGAAUACUGGGGGAUGGGGGAGCAGGGGCCAUGGUUGGGGAAGCUCCUGGGUUGACAUGGGAAUGGGUGUCCUCAGGGGGGAGGCCAAGGAAGACUUGUUUUUGUUUUCUGUUUUUUUGUUUUUGAGGGGAUGGGGUGGGAAAUUUUAAAGUAUUUUCUUAUUCACAUGUCCUAGUUUUGAGGAUAGGGGCAGACCGAAGUUGCAAGGCUGCCAAGGGAGAGCAACAUAUUUAAAAAGGAAAAUGAAGCCUGUACAAAAUAUUUGAGCAAAUGUGGGUAUUUUGAAAGUAAUUUAUUUUUUUUUUCCUCUAUGUGCUGAUCUGUUGCAUUUUAUCUUUUUUCCCCCCCCAUCCCAAUGGAGAUUCUUUUUUCUCCCUCAAACUUAAUUGUUCUCAUGUACUGUGUGUGUGACUUGUGAUGCCCAAACUAGAAGCAGGCUGUACUGGAUCUCAGGGCUCCAGCAAUGACUGUUGGAGUGUGGUGGACCAAAGACCGAGAUUUGCUAUCGCUACCUAAAGGAAAGCCCAGGGGAGGGGGUUUGGGAAGAUGAGAGGAAGAGAGCCAGGAAGGAAACUCAACACUGAGGAAAAAUAAGGGACUUGGAGUUUCUUCUGCCCAGGCCAAGUGAGGCACUACCCCUCCAGCUCCAAGGCCUUUUCUGCUAAGGAUCUGAGGUUCAUCACUCACUUUUCUCACCUUACCAGGCUUCCCUCAUUGAUGGACAAGCAGGUGGCAGUUCUGGCCUUACCUAGCUGCAAUAUUUAUUCAUUUUACACCUAUCAAACACUUUCUCUGUGCGAGGCAUGGCCCCAAAUACUGCGCCCCCUACUCAUUCCCACUGUCCUAGCACUGCUUUCUUCCACCUGGAAAGAAAACCCUCAAACUUGCCAAAGUAAUGGAGCUAACAAGCCUGAGGUAGCGAAGCCAUGUUCGUAGGAACGCAAAUGUUCUUAGCCUCCCCUGCUGAGUCUCCGAGGUUUCGAGGUCUUCCGGUCCUAUACCAUGGAGGAAAGGGGUAUAAGAAAACCCAAACUGCUUACAAAUGGCAGGGAAGGAGGUUUGGGAAAGGGGUUGGUGAGUUGUUUUGACAACAUGUCAAUCAGAAACAGAAGGCAGAAAUUCAUGGGGCAACCUGACAGAAACAUUCUUAUAGCACAAAAGAAAAUAGCAUUUGGGGACAAGAGCUAACCAAAGUGAAAUGGAAGCCCAAGCCCUGCCCGCGACUCUAAUAUGAAUCUGUGUUCUUACACACUGAAUAGAUGGCGCUAGACAAUUCUACAAGGCUUACCUAAGCUCACACAGGUAGCAUUGGGAAUAACCACUAAAGGGCAUUACCCUCUCUGCAAGGAGACAGUCAGCCAUCCACAACUUUUGCCUAAUUCCUAUCCUCAUGCAGACCCAUUGGCUCUCCUUUCCCAGCUAGGUUUUCUUCUGUGAUUGUUGGGCACUGCCGUACUUUGCCCUGAUCAGAGCUGCCUCCCCCCCCCUUGAACCCACUUCUACAGUCGGUGAACUAAGUCUCAUCAGUUCCUAAGCCUGGCGUUGUUUCUGGUUCCAUGGUUCACCAGGCAUCCUUGUCCAAUUUCUAGCUAUACACCGAGGGGGAGGAAAGCCCUCGGACCCCAGCCUCCAAAGUUUCCACUAUCACGUUCAGGUGGCAGAUGCCAGUUCCUGUGGAAGACUUUAUUCUGCUAAGCAGAAUGGUAUCCUUCCCCACAAACUACCUCUUCCCAUUUUGUCUUUAUUCCCUGGUACCAAAAAAGAAUCCUGUUAUCUCCUCCCUCUUCUCGUAAAUACGGUGGCCUUGGCUUUAGAACUGGGAUACUGCUGAGAGAAAAGGCUCACGUCCCCUUCCCCCAGUGGGAAGAAUUUGUUCUCAAAGGGGACAGGGUGGAGAGAGGCAGAAUCUGCCCCGACCCUCACACAACCCUCCGCCACUCACACUCCUCCUUUCCUCCUGCCUCCCCUCACUGGCCCCCUUGGUUCCUCUCCUGUUCCCUCUUCACUCCUCCCAGCCCUCCCACCAGCACUGGCCCCCUCUUCAUUGUACUUGAAAGCCACAGUGCUAGUGCCUUUCUUUCCUGCCAAUGAGACUGAGAAAGGCCACAGCACAAUUCACAACUUGGGGUGCAGUAUUGGAAAAUCCCCCCCUUCCCCAUCCCUUUUUCAAAAAUACACACACACACACACACAAACACACUCAAACAAGGAAAAAAAAGGCAUGCAGCCUCUCAGUGACUUUGGAAAACUUCUGUAUGAAUCGCAUUUUAACUUAUUUUGAUGUGUACACAAAACAACAGUUUAGAAAUUCCACUUGUGCAAAGCCCUACUGUGUUUUUUAUGUUUUCUGUUUUAAAGAGUUGUUUACUUAGCAAUAAUUAUAAAUAAAUGAAUAUUCUUUAG
Messenger RNA from Trichosurus vulpecula (common brushtail), 5937 nucleotides. RefSeq names its product zinc finger protein 710 (gene ZNF710). Gene Ontology annotation, molecular function: RNA polymerase II cis-regulatory region sequence-specific DNA binding; DNA-binding transcription factor activity. The record is from RefSeq and is a predicted model, not a curated record. The transcript is spliced from 5 exons. Gene Ontology annotation, biological process: regulation of transcription by RNA polymerase II. NCBI's taxonomy places the organism in Eukaryota, Metazoa, Chordata, Mammalia, Diprotodontia, Phalangeridae. Bases 219 to 2210 code for a protein of 663 amino acids.